ACCAAGCAAAAGGGAAUGAAUGACAGAAUCGUAUGCGGAAGUUUUUUGGUGUUCGAUGAUUUCUCGUUACCAAGCGACUAAGAUCUUUCUAAAAUGAGUAAAGCAAGUACGGCAAAGAAAGAGAAGAUGAGUGUGGCAAGUGAGAUUGACCGCAUUGAGGAGCGCAAAUUACACUGUAAAAACAACCUGGAGAGGGCGGAGUUUAGACAGAGAAAAGAGCAACUCUCGGACCACGACAGACAGGCCCUGGAAGAUGAAAUGACCAUAAUGAAUGAAAGAAUACAGAAAUACGAAGACGACUUGCAGAUGCUUAGAGGAGAGAACAGGAAGAACAUGAUGCUGUCCGUUGCUCUGUUAGCCAUCAGUGCUCUUUUCUACUACACAUUCAUACACUAAAGAGAAUUAUUCUACUAAAUAUAUUGACUAAGAAUGAACUAUGG
This is a messenger RNA of Myxocyprinus asiaticus (Chinese sucker), 440 nucleotides long. RefSeq names its product coiled-coil domain containing 167 (gene ccdc167). The transcript is spliced from 4 exons. NCBI's taxonomy places the organism in Eukaryota, Metazoa, Chordata, Actinopteri, Cypriniformes, Catostomidae. The coding region runs from base 94 to 396 and encodes 100 amino acids. The record is from RefSeq and is a predicted model, not a curated record.